Molecule: messenger RNA, 411 nt
Organism: Strongylus vulgaris
Lineage: Eukaryota; Metazoa; Nematoda; Chromadorea; Rhabditida; Strongylidae
Source: the annotation of a GenBank genome assembly
AUGUUCUCGUUAGGAGGGCUAUUCGUACUGUGGCUAAUCGACGUCGUUUUGAUUGCUCUGCAGCUUCUUCAACCUGCAGACGGCUCACAGUACAUCAUGAACUAUUACGGACCUCGCGUCUCCGCCCUCAGAUUUGGCAGAAAGAUGGCAACGGAUCAACAAAUGCAAAUGGUAGCGGAGCUAGAAAUGGAAAUGAUGUCUGAUAUGUACCGGCGAAUGACUACAGCCUGUCAGGAAAAGUGCAUAGCUAAUACAUUCAAGGAAGGAGAGCUAACUAAGGGUGAAGCUGUGUGUUUGGACCGUUGUGUUGCCAAAUAUCUUGAUGUACACGAAAAGUUGGGAAAACGGUUAACAACUAUAUCUCAAUCUGAUGAGGCUGCUCUCCAGAAGAUGAGCCAAUCGGACCAAUAG